Messenger RNA from Galeopterus variegatus (Sunda flying lemur), 3722 nucleotides. It is a transcript of the gene ACE, whose product is annotated as angiotensin I converting enzyme. Gene Ontology annotation, biological process: proteolysis. Gene Ontology annotation, cellular component: plasma membrane. The annotation marks the transcript as partial. The record is from RefSeq and is a predicted model, not a curated record. Gene Ontology annotation, molecular function: metallopeptidase activity; peptidyl-dipeptidase activity. Lineage: Eukaryota; Metazoa; Chordata; Mammalia; Dermoptera; Cynocephalidae. The transcript has 24 exons.
CCUGCCACCCUGCCUCUGGCCAAGCGGCAGCAGUACAACUCUCUGCUGAGCAACAUGAGCAGGAUCUACUCCACCGCCAAGGUCUGCUUCCCCAACAAGACUGCCACCUGCUGGUCCCUGGACCCAGAGCUCACCAACAUCCUGGCUUCCUCACGAAGCUACGCCAAGCUGCUGUUUGCCUGGGAGGGCUGGCACGACACCGUGGGCAUCCCGCUGAAACCCCUGUACCAGGACUUCACCGCCCUCAGCAACGAGGCCUACAAGCAGGAUGGCUUCUCGGACACAGGGGCCUACUGGCGCUCCUGGUACGAGUCACCCACCUUCGAGGAGGAUCUGGACCUCCUCUACCAACAGCUAGAGCCCCUCUACUUGAACCUCCACGCCUAUGUCCGCCGCGCGCUGCACCGCCGAUACGGGGACAGAUAUGUCAACCUCAGGGGACCCAUCCCUGCUCACCUGCUGGGAGACAUGUGGGCCCAGAGCUGGGACAACAUCUACGACAUCGUGGUGCCUUUCCCAGACAAGCCCAACCUCGAUGUCACUGAAACUAUGGUUCAGAAGGGCUGGAACGCUACGCACAUGUUCCGGGUGGCGGAGGAGUUCUUCACUUCCCUGGGGCUCCUGCCCAUGCCUCCUGAGUUUUGGGCAGAGUCGAUGCUGGAGAAGCCGACCGACGGGCGGGAGGUGGUGUGCCAUGCCUCAGCCUGGGACUUCUACAACAGGAAGGACUUCAGGAUCAAGCAGUGCACGCGGGUCACGAUGGACCAGCUGUCCACGGUGCACCACGAGAUGGGCCACGUGCAGUACUACCUGCAGUACAAGGACCAGCCUGUCUCCCUGCGCAGCGGUGCCAACCCUGGCUUCCACGAGGCCAUCGGGGAUGUGCUGGCGCUCUCGGUCUCCACUCCUAUACAUCUGUACAAAAUUGGCCUGCUGGACCAUGUCACCAAUGACACGGAAAAUGACAUCAAUUACUUGCUAAAGAUGGCAUUGGAAAAAAUUGCCUUCCUGCCUUUUGGCUACUUGGUGGACCAGUGGCGCUGGGGGGUCUUUAGUGGGCGUACCCCCCCCUCCCGCUACAACUUUGACUGGUGGUAUCUUCGAACCAAGUAUCAGGGGAUCUGUCCUCCAGUUGUCCGAAAUGAAACCCACUUUGAUGCUGGAGCUAAGUUUCAUGUCCCGAAUGUGACGCCAUACAUCAGGUACUUUGUGAGUUUUGUCCUACAGUUCCAGUUUCAUCAAGCCCUGUGCAAGGAGGCAGGCCACCAGGGCCCACUGCACCAGUGUGACAUCUACAAGUCCACCCAGGCAGGGGCCAAGCUCCGGGAAGUGCUGCGGGCAGGCUCCUCCAGGCCCUGGCAGGAGGUGCUGAAGGAUAUGAUCGGCUCAGAUGCCCUGGACGCUCAACCAUUGCUCGAAUACUUCCAGCCGGUCACCCAGUGGCUGCAGAAGCAGAACCAAGAGAACGGCGAGGUCCUGGGUUGGCCAGAAUAUCAGUGGCGCCCACCAUUGCCCACCAACUACCCGGAGGGCAUUGACCUAGUGACCGAUGAGGCUGAGGCCAACAAGUUCGUGGAGGAAUAUGACCGGACGGCCCAGGUGGUGUGGAACGAAUACGACGAAGCCAACUGGAACUACAACACCAACAUCACCACGGAGGGCAGCAAGCUGCUGCUGCAGAAGAACUUGCAGAUGGCAAACCAUAGCCUGAAGUAUGGCACCUGGGCCAAGCAGUUUGAUGUGAGCAACUUCCAGAACACCACCACCAAGCGGAUCAUUAAGAAGGCUCAGGAUCUAGAGCGGGCGGCGCUGCCUUCCCAGGAGCUAGAGGAGUACAACGAGAUCCUGCUGAAUAUGGAGACCACCUACAGCGUGGCGUCUGUGUGCCACACGAAUGGCACUUGCCUGCAUCUGGACCCUGAUCUGACAAGUCUGAUGGCCACGUCCCGGAACUAUGAAGAGCUGUUAUGGGCGUGGAAGGGCUGGCGAGACCAGGUGGGACAAGCCAUCCUCCCUUUCUUCCCGAAAUAUGUGGAACUCACUAACAAGGCUGCCCAGCUCAAUGGCUACCUAGAUGCAGGGGAUGCGUGGAGGUCCCUGUACGAGACGCCGUCCCUGGAGCAGGACCUGGAGCAGCUCUUCCAGGAGCUGCAGCCGCUCUACCUGAACCUGCACGCCUACGUGCGCCGGGCCCUGCACCACCACUACGGGCCCCAGCUCAUCAACCUGGAGGGCCCCAUUCCUGCUCAUCUGCUGGGGAACAUGUGGGCGCAGACCUGGUCCAACAUCUACGACUUGGUGGUGCCCUUCCCCUCCGCCCCCACAGUGGACGCCACGGAGGCUAUGAUAAAGCAGGGCUGGACACCCAGAAGGAUGUUUGAGGAAGCCGACAAUUUCUUUACCUCCCUGGGGCUGCUGCCUGUGACCCCCGAUUUCUGGAACAAGUCAAUGCUGGAGAAGCCAACCGAUGGGCGGGAGGUGGUGUGCCACGCCUCGGCCUGGGACUUUCACAAUGGCAAGGACUUCAGGAUCAAGCAGUGCACCACUGUGAACAUGGAAGACCUGGUCGUGGUCCACCACGAAAUGGGCCACAUCCAGUAUUUCAUGCAGUACAAGGACUUGCCUGUGGCCUUACGGGAAGGCGCUAACCCUGGCUUUCACGAGGCCAUCGGGGACGUGAUGGCCCUCUCAGUGUCUACCCCCAAGCAUCUACACAGCAUCAACCUGCUGAGUAGCGGGGGUGGUGGUUAUGAGCAUGACAUCAACUUCCUGAUGAAGAUGGCACUCGACAAGAUCGCCUUUAUCCCCUUCAGCUACCUUGUCGACCAGUGGCGCUGGAGGGUGUUUGAUGGCAGCAUCACCAAGAAGAACUACAACCAGGAAUGGUGGAGCCUCAGGCUGAAGUACCAAGGUCUCUGCCCCCCAGUGCCGAGGUCUCAAGGCGACUUUGACCCAGGGGCCAAGUUUCACAUUCCUUCAAGUGUGCCUUAUAUCAGGUACUUUGUCAGCUUCAUCAUCCAGUUCCAGUUCCAUGAGGCGUUGUGCCAGGCAGCUGGCCACGAGGGCCCCCUGCACAAGUGUGACAUCUACCAGUCCAAGGAGGCUGGGAAGCGCCUGGCGGAGGCCAUGAAGCUGGGCUUCAGUAAGCCGUGGCCAGAGGCCAUGCAGCUGAUCACGGGCCAGCCCAACAUGUCUGCCUUGGCCAUAAUGAACUACUUCAAGCCGCUGCUGGACUGGCUCCUCACCGAGAAUGGGCGGCACGGGGAGAAGCUGGGCUGGCCGCAGUACAACUGGACGCCAUACUCCGCUUCCUCGGAGGGUUCCUUCUCAGACACCAGCCGCGUCAACUUCCUGGGCCUGAACCUGGAGGCACAGCAGGCCCGUGUGGGUCAGUGGGUGCUGCUUUUCCUGGGUGUCGCCCUGCUGGUGGCCACCUUGGGCCUCACCCAGCGGCUCUUCAGUAUCCGCCACCACAGCCUCCACCAGCCUCACCGUGGGCCUCAGUUUGGCUCCGAGGUGGAGCUGAGACACUCCUGAGGUGACCGGACCAAGGAGCUUCUGCAGAGAGACUGGAAUGGGGCCAUGGGGCGGUGGCCCUCCUCCGUCCUCCAGACCACCAGCCACCCUGGUCCUGUCCCCCGUUCUCGAGGCACCCAAUGCCUACGCUGAGCCCCCCCAACCCCCAGUCUCCCUGUGAACACAAUAAAAGGUCCUGCCCUCAC